AUGGCAGCCUCAAGUUGCCGCACGCAACUCAAGGUUUGUUUCUUUCUGUUCCUCUUGGCGGGCAAAGAGGUCUACGUGGUGAAUGCCGAACGUGCGGCUGUGGAUGUUUUUACGGAACUGGCUGAAUUGCAACAGGCUGCGGCAAAUCUCAAAGGGAUCAGCCGCCACGGAGCAGAGGCAGAACCAUUGUGUGAUGGAGCACUUUGGGGUUGUAUCAAUCCUAAAAUUUGUACGGAUGCUGCCCCAUGUGCGGUGAAGCCUGACGCUGACCUAGCGAAUGGUUAUGCGGUGGAUGUGGAUGCUUUAUCUCGAAAGAUUGACGCCUACUCAAGUAGUCAAGCCAUCAUGGAGUUGAGUGUCAUCUCAUACGAGCUGAAAGACAUGGAGCAAUAUGAUAAAGCCAUGGUUGAAAACAAAGGCGGCCCUCGCCUCAGAAGCAAGAUGGCUGAAUUGGCAGACACAGUGGACCGGUCCUUGGUAACCCUUGCUGCUGCAAUGCCAAAUGAGAGUUCCUGUUCCAUGGUGGAGCUUGUGAAUGGCCUGAACGAUGCAAAGUCUAAGGGAAAUGGGGUCCAGGGCACACCUGAUGAUUCCAAAGCUUUCCUGAAGAAGGUCUUUCCAGAGAUCACGAACGAUCAGCUGAGGACGGUCAUGGCUCAAGCAGACGUUGAGGCGAGGGAAGUGCACGACUGCGACAGUUCAUCUACACCGGACUGCCGAGAAGCACUGUUGAAGAAGCAGGACGACAAGUUUUUGAGGCAAGCCGAUAUCACUGCAGAGAACCUUGCGGAGAGCGAGGCCUCCUUUGUCCAGCUGGUCACAAAGUUUGGAGCGAAAGUCCCCCACGACCAUCUUUCUGCUUUGACUGAAACACAACGGCGCGAAAACACCUGGGCCGCCUUGCAACUCAUGGACAACAAGACGGCGUGGGAGGAGCUGAAGCAAGCUGCACGUCGACAUGAUCGACAUGAUGCGUCAUCAGCUCUUCAGAAUGGGGCCAAAAGAGCAAAAGCAGCGUCAAGGGAAAAAUCCAUGGAAGCACAGCUGGAAGCAGCUGUCCACCCCAUCGUGCUUGGCAUUAUUGUCAUCGUCAUUGCGGUCAUUGCUGUGCUGUUCUUGACGGCCGCGAUUCUCAUCCCGCUCCUUCUGGCUCUUCUUGGCGUUCUGGUGGUUGGCGCUACUGUGUGCCUUCGCCGCUAG
Symbiodinium natans is the source of this 1200-nucleotide messenger RNA. Lineage: Eukaryota; Dinophyceae; Suessiales; Symbiodiniaceae. The record is from the annotation of a GenBank genome assembly.